This is a messenger RNA of Adineta steineri, 720 nucleotides long. Lineage: Eukaryota; Metazoa; Rotifera; Eurotatoria; Adinetida; Adinetidae. The record is from the annotation of a GenBank genome assembly.
AUGGAUCAUAUCGAUAAUAAUUCGGAUAUAUUUAUUCAACAAUAUAGAAAUAAUGAUAUAUCAUCACGAUAUAAUGAACAAUAUCAUCCACAAGAAGAUAUUCCAGAAAUACGAUCAUCAAAUAUUGAUUAUGAACAUGAUGAAAAUGAAUCAACAUCAUUUGUAUAUAAAAAACGUAUACGAACAAAAUUUACUCAAGAACAAUUGGAUAUACUUGAAACUACAUUUCAACAACAUCGUUAUCCAACUGUUGACAUUAUUGAUGAUCUUGUUGAACAACUUAAUUUAUCUACACAAAAAAUAACGGUUUGGUUUCAAAAUCGUCGAGCACGUUUGAAAAAAACUCAACAAAAACUUAAUAAUCAAUAUUCAAAUGAAAAAGAUAAUCAACCACACUACGAUAGUGGAAUUCAUCUAGAUGAAGAUGUCUCGCAUGAUUCUUGUGUUAGUCCUCCAGUAAAUUCAUUACUUCAUUUACCACCGCCUCCAUCUAUGCCUACGCCAUCUCCUUAUUAUUUACCUAAUUCUCAUUAUCCAUAUUACAAUUCAAUUUGGUCAAAUUUUCAGUAUCCACAUCCUUUUCCAUCUCCAAUGAUUAACUCUGUUAAUAUGCCUUAUAAUCUUAUGAAUUAUAAUUCAACUGAAAUACCAUCAACACCUUUUGUUUUUCAAGAUAUGAGUAAUUAUCAACCACAAGGAGAUUAUAAAGAAGAAUUAUAA